Messenger RNA from Pomacea canaliculata, 5526 nucleotides. Its product is annotated as alpha-(1,6)-fucosyltransferase-like. The record is from RefSeq and is a predicted model, not a curated record. Lineage: Eukaryota; Metazoa; Mollusca; Gastropoda; Architaenioglossa; Ampullariidae. The coding region runs from base 2441 to 3577 and encodes 378 amino acids. Gene Ontology annotation, molecular function: alpha-(1->6)-fucosyltransferase activity; protein binding. Gene Ontology annotation, biological process: protein N-linked glycosylation. The transcript has 5 exons.
UACCUGUGGUCUUAACAGGUAGAUGUCUUUGUCGCUCUCUUGCCCCUUGUCAGUCCUUGCAUUUGUAUAUGUGUGCGAUUAUGCUUCACUCUGAAUGUAAUAUUCUACAAGCUUGAUAAAUGUGUCAGUCAUAGUCUAUAUGGUUAUGAAAAUACUUACCCUCCUAGAAAAAAAUAACUAUAUCCGAGAAACUGCUUGUUACUCUAAAUAUAUAGUUUGAAAGUGAAAUCUGACAUGAUAUCUACUUUAAUUCUUCAUUUCGAAUGCACAAGUACAUGCAAUGUUAAUAAAUAAUAACUUGGAAUACAAGAUUUUUAUAAUAAUGUUACGAACAAGUGACAGUGCGAGGACACCAUUGAUGUAAAUGAUCCACACAACUAAAAUAGAAUUGAGGGUCUAAAACAAAUGAGUGCGAGUAUAAGUAAAGAAAGAAUAAAUUUUUCAUGCAACUAAAUGAGAAUUUAAUAAGUGUUUACAUCGAUAAAUAUAUAUCAAAAAUUAUAUUAUAUCAUUUAAUGCUAAAAAUGUCAUUAUCAACAGUCAGUUGUAACUAUAAAAUAAAAAUGCAAUGCUAGAAAUGUACCAUCUAUUAAACAAAAAAACGUUAACAGAAGUUUAUCUUCGACAAAUACGCAUUUGAAAUAUGUUUAUAUUUUAUUAACAGUAGUACACAUUGAAAAACUAACUAAAAUGCACCAACCUACUCACAGAGAAUCAAUGAUAACACAACGUAGACUGCAAUGACCAUGAUUGUUGCCCAUUAAUAAUAAUAAAAAUAAUAAAAUGCCAAAAUUUGUAAAGCACAUACUCCUAAGGAGCAUGCUUUUCGCGCUCAUGAUCAAGAACGAAACAUGAACAGCAUACGAGGGACAGGAAAACAAAAAAAUAACAUAUAAGUUAUCAAAGAAUAUACAGUCAUACUAAACGACUAAAAUAAAAUACAGAAAACACAAAGAGGAACCAAAUAACAAGAACAAGAACGGACAGUAACAUGAUAUUGGAAAAGCAGGGAUGUGAAAAAGGACUAGCACUAUGGAAAAGGUUGUUGCUGUUGUUAAUGUUGUUGUUAAUAAUAAUAAUAAGAAGAAGAAGAUGAAGAAGUGGGAAUUUAUAAAGCACAUUACCUCAUCCAAAGGUGAACCUAUUAAGCUGAACAAAAUCAUAAAACAGUGACAAAGUUGUAAAACAAAACAGUAACAAAGAUGUAGAAGGAAGAACAAUGCCAGGACUCGCUGCGUUCCGACAGUAAAGGGCGAUAACUGUAGAUCUACCGUAACGAUUACAGACAAUAAGGUGAGUUACAUCAGGAGACCACUGGGAAGAUAUUAAGUAAUCUUUAGAAUAUGAAAAAAUGUUAUUGUAUAAAACUGCCAGAGGGUGAUCAUCACUUCAGUUUAUUCAGUGCAGCUCAAGGUGGCUGCCGAAGCGAGUGAAGCGGGCGGAAUGGAAUCCAGCCGACAGAUCUAAACAGUUCGCACUUUAAAAUAACAUUAUAUAUAUAUCGUCCUGUUGCAAACCAGAAGAGGAAGAAACGUAGCAGAAGCACAUGUAAACAUGAUGGUCCAACAUUUUAUCCAAAUCAAAGCACGACCACAAAGCAUAAACAAUAUCAAGGAGAGCUGAUACCCUCAGACUGUCAGGGGAAGGGACAGAACUCUUAAUGUUGAUUAGGAGUAGAUGUACUUACAGUCUGUCGAUCGAGUAAAUUCUGAUCUUUAACCCAAUAGAUUAUUGCCUCUGCUCAGUUCGGGUUAUGCAGUAAAAGAGAUAUUUAUAUAAUCAAAAUUAUUAAAUUUCAUUCGAAGUUAAAUCUUCCUAUUAAAUUUCGAUAAAAUCCACAACGACCAGUCGCAGCUGAGAGAGCACAAGAUAAAAAAAAAAGCUCUGAAAAUCCAUAUCUCUCGUGCUCUACCCCAGCCUGCAAGAGAGAGAGGAAGGUCUUCUUUUUUCACACAGGAAUUCCACUACUCAUGGGUUGAUCUUUUUUGUCUUACUUUUAAAAAUAAAAUUUUAUCUUCUAUGUAAAUAAAUUGUUUAGUUUUAUGUUGCAAAGAAUUAUUGAAAAAUAACUUUAAUGAUGUAAAUAAUUAAUGUCUGUAAAUUUUAUGUAAAUAUUUUGAUUGCUUGUUAUACAUUGCUGAACAACAACUUAUGCUGUAAAUAAAUUAAACUGUUUAACCUUAUAGUUUUUGUUGCAAAUAAUAAAAUUGUUUAAUUUUAUCUUUUGCCUACUAAUUGUACGUAGCUGAAGUUGAGGAAAGGAAGAGAUUUUGAAAAGCUGUUGAAUGUUUUCUUCAUGUUGUGCCAACCUGUGUACUAGAGGUGGUAAAGGGGUGUGAGAUUGGGUUGCAAAGCUGGGUGAAAGGUUAGAUGCGGGCUACAAACGAGGCUUUCAAAGGAUACGAUGAUUGUGUAAGUCGUUUAAUUUAUUUGGUCUAAAAUGAUAGUAAAAAUACAAUCUGCAGAACCCACAGGACUGCAGCAAAGCGAAACUUGUCGUCUGCAACUUGGGAAGACCCUACGGCUUCGGCAGCAUGUUGCACGAGGCGACGAUGUGUCUGUUGACGGCUGGGGAUUCGCCCCGAGCACCUGGGACACCUUCCUGAUGCCGCUGUCUACUUGUACAACUAAUGACACCAGAGACAUGGACCCUAAGAAUCAAACAGCUUCUGAUCGCGUCGUUGAGCUGAAAACCUUGAUAGGAGAGUGGAACCACUCACCGGCCAAGUUUCGUCCUCGCGCCAUCCCAGCAGACCUGGCCAAGAGGUUAAAGACCUUCCACGGUGACCCCCCGGCCUGGUGGGUCGGUCAGCUGGUCAGCUUCCUCCUGCACCCUCAGCCUCACUUUCAGCAGACCAUCGAGACACAAGGCGAUAAAAUGAAGUUUAAACGUCCUAUAGUGGGAAUUCAAAUAAGACGGACAGACAAGAUCAACAAUGAAGCGGUGUACCACAGUCUGGAGGAGUACAUGAAGCACGUGGAGGAGUAUUACGACCUGCGACAGCAGCACGAGGACAUCAAAGAACGCCGAGUGUUUGUGGCCACCGAUGACCCGUCGGUCACCACAGAAUUUCCGAAAAAGUACCCGCACUACAAUAUUAGCUGGGUGGAAGGCAGCGCAAACACAGCAUCCAUGAAAUCCCGCUUUAGCAAAGAUGGACUGAGCACAGUAAUCGUGGACCUGCACUUCCUGUCCAUGUGUGACUUUGUCGUCUGCACCUACUCUUCCAAUAUCUGUCGGGCGGUGUACGAGCUGAUACAGACCAGACAUGGCGACGCCUCCAUGAAGGUGUAUUCUCUGGACUCCUCAGUCUAUUAUCUCACAUACUACGACAUCCACUACCUGCGAGCUGUUUACAACCACGAAGCCAGGUUCGUCGGAGAACUCUCUAUUCAAGUUGGAGAUUUCAUCGACAUUGAGUCUUAUCUUUUCUACGAUAAGUCUCGAGUGUUAGCCGGUAACUUGAGAAACGGCUCCACAUUUGGCAUUAACAGACGGACUGGUAAACGAGGUCUGUUCCCCUCCUACAAGGCGGUGGAUGAAAUCGUAGAGGAAAACAUGGGGGCAUACGAUUAGAUUAGGGUUACACAACAACUGUAGCGCUGCUAUUUUAAAUGUACUAUUAUAAUCUGACCAACUGUGUUUUUAAGUGAGAAUUAGAAUUAAUUUGAGGAACGAUGCCACAAUCGGCAUCAACAAAUACAUGGGAAAAUCAGAACUUAAGGUCUUUGCCCCUGUUACCAGGUUGUUAAUGAUAUCGCAGAAAAACAUGGGGACAACGAAAAAAAAAAGAAAUUCUAAACUCCUCAACUGUUACUAAAAAUAGUACUAAUGAAAACAAAAAACUAUAGAUGCAAUCCUCGACAUUUCUGCUGAAAGAUGUUUACUUUCACUUUAAGAACUUGUUGAAGACGAUGCUUCUGUUCCGCAGCUGAAGUGGGUGACUCAGAGGAACACGGUGAAAAAAAAAAAACGGAUGUGUAUAGGUGGACUGCUUCGCGCUUUAGAACCUGUUCUACUUUUCCACGCGUUUCCACAUGGCUGUGAAAGCAACAGGGCCUCUGGCGAACCUCAGCGAGGACCAGACCGUUCAUUUGACCGAAUUAAUUAACUUCUUUGUCUCUCCUUUCUUUUUUUUUCUUUAUUUUAAUAGCCAGCCAUAGCACGAUAACAUCCAAUGUGUCCGACACUGUAGUGAACAAGGGACGCUACCGAACAUUGUAGUGAACAAGGGACGCGACUGUCGCACAGUGCUUCGUAACAGCGUUCGUGUGUGUGACCAGCGGCCCCCUCAAAGCCGGCUUAUCAAGCAGCCCGCUAGCGGGCUCGGAAAAGCGCUGCUUCGGAAGUCAAGCUUGCGAAGCCGCUUUUGGCUUCUCUUGUGUCCGCACCUUAUGCAAAGAAUUUGACUAAACCGGAAGCUUUAUACACACCUGCCUCGUUUUAGUUGCUAAUUGGAAAAAAUGGUCAGCCACAAGUCCAGUGAUACAAGUUCGUGGUGACAUGCUGCUGACAAAAUCAGCGUGUGUCCACUGCGUCUCCAAAGAGUUUUCCAACGUUAUUUGCAAAUUUUUUAAGGAUUGCAGUGAAGUGCUAAAAGUAAUUGAUGACGUUGCUAGCUAAUCGGUAAUUUUAUUACUUGUAAUAAUUACCUUUUUGAUCAAGUUUUAUUCCUUUUUCUUUUCUUUCACUUGUUUCGUUUGCUGAAACAUCAUUUCGCUCGGUUGUUGUUGCUUUAAAGUUAGCGGUGCUGGUGGAUUCGGUACAUCAGGGAUGGUUGGAACUGUAUACCAGAUCAUCCGGCAGUGAUUGGUCACUAGGUUCAUGAACUUGUUUGGUUCACAAUAGUCAGAGCAGAGAGCAUAGACUGCAUGCAAAUGUCAGCUGAGUCAGCUGACACACAACCACUCACUCAAACUUUUACAUAAGUAUUCAGAUCUUGGCUUUCGAGCAUGUGUGUGUGUGUUUUCUGUGUUGUGUAUGUUUGUGAGUGACUGUGUAUGUUUAUGUAGCAAGAGGAGUGAGAGAACAAGAGUGUGUUUAUACACGAAAAGGCUUGAAGAAGGAAAGAACCAGUGAAUGAUACAAAGAAUUUGUUAUUGUUUCUUUGUUGUUCUUUUUAGAUUAGAGGUCAUAAGCCAACCAGCAAGUGUGUGUAUGUGAAUGGGAGAUAUUAUUUAAUAAGGUAAGAAUGUGUGUAAAUAUGUAUCUGUACACUUUUAAUAUCUCAAUACCCUUAAAGGAUGACAAUAAAAAAGUCUUGAAUCUUGAACACUUCACUUGGUAGCCAGGACAGUCCUGUGGUGCAACGGUUAGCGCAAGUCACCACUACAGUGAGGAUUAGCUGAUCUGGGUUCGAAUCUCGUCUCUGGCAGACUUUCACUUUACAGGGCCACCUGCUUUGCUGUGGUAAAGCCUUAGUUUGGCGAAAAACACCAAUCUGCAGGUCAUUCGUAUUUAAAUCUCUUUGAGAAGUAAAUCUCUUUGAGAAGAUUACCAAAAUAAACAUUUCUUGUGGGAAAGAG